UGAGUUCAAUAUUUCCAGCCAAAUUAACAAGAUUAGUCUAAAAUUAUUAAGUGCUUAAUUAAUUGUUUAACCUUGUAAACUCCGCAAUUCCCAAGCUUAUACAGGUUGAAUCCUAAACUGCCACCAUUUUCUCUCCUCUGCUACUUACCACCCUCUUCCACUUCUCACACUCUCUCAAUCAUGGCCUCUUCCCUAAUUCUACCUUCAGUCUCUCUGAAAAAGACCCCAUUAAACUACUCUCAAUCCCUUAAAACCCAAAAAUUUUCAAGCUUCUUUGGGUUUAAAAAUGGCGGCAAUCUACGAAUUAAGUCACACGGAGCUAGGGUUUUUAUGAGCGUUACUGCUGGAUCCCCUUCUCAAACUGCUGUUGAUGACGCUUUAUUCUCUGAUUAUAAGCCUUCUUGCGCUUUCCUCUUUCCUGGGCAGGGAGCGCAAGCAGUAGGAAUGGGUGCAGAGGUUCAGAAUGUGCCUGCAGCUGCUGCCUUGUUCAAGAAAGCUAAUGACAUUAUGGGCUUUGAUCUUUUGGAGAUUUGCAUCAAUGGACCAAAGGAAAAGCUCAAUUCAACUGUCUUAAGUCAGCCAGCUCUUUAUGUUACAAGUUUAGCUGCUGUUGAGAUAUUGCGUGCUCGUGAGGGAGGCCAACAAAUAAUUGAUUCUGUGGAUGUGACAUGUGGUUUAAGUUUGGGAGAGUACACAGCUCUCGCAUUUGCGGGAGCUUUCAGCUUUGAGGAUGGCCUGAAGCUGGUUAAGCUAAGGGGUGAAGCUAUGCAGGCAGCCUCUGAUGCUGCACAAGGUGCAAUGGUUAGUGUCAUUGGCCUGGAUGCCGAGAAGGUUCAAACUUUGUGUGAUGCUGCAAAUGAAGAAGUUUCAGAAGACGAAAGAGUUGAAAUUGCGAAUUUUCUUUGCCCUGGGAACUAUGCAGUGUCUGGAGGUGUAAAAGGAAUCGAGGCAGUAGAAGCCAAGGCAAAAUCCUUCAAAGCUCGUAUGACGGUACGAUUGGCAGUGGCUGGUGCUUUCCACACCAGAUUCAUGGAACCAGCAGUUUCUAGAUUAGAAGCUGCAUUGGCCACAACAAAGAUCAGGACACCACGGAUUCCUGUCAUAUCAAAUGUUGACGUGCAGCCCCAUGCGGACCCAGAAACAAUUAAGAAGAUAUUGGCACGACAGGCUACAUCUCCUGUUCAAUGGGAAUCAACAUUGAAAACUCUCCUGGACAAAGGCUUGAACAAGAGCUACGAAUUAGGACCCGGAAAGGUUAUUGCGGGCAUUAUGAAGAGAAUCAACAAAACAGCUGAGAUUGAGAACAUCAGUGCAUGAAAGAACUGAAGUAUCGCACAAAUUACUUUGUAGCUUAUACGAAUUCGUAGACAUAGAUUCAUUUGUAAGAGUAGAUUGCAAUUUUUUUGAGCAAUAAUCCAUAUCAUGAGUUCGUAUUCAGAUUUAAUUUAAAGCUUCUAUGAACUUGUAAUAAACGAUUAUUUUUAGUGUAUCAAAAACUCAGUACUCGUAAAA
This is a messenger RNA of Chenopodium quinoa (quinoa), 1512 nucleotides long. RefSeq names its product malonyl CoA-acyl carrier protein transacylase-like. The record is from RefSeq and is a predicted model, not a curated record. Gene Ontology annotation, molecular function: [acyl-carrier-protein] S-malonyltransferase activity. The transcript has 10 exons. Bases 181 to 1317 code for a protein of 378 amino acids. Lineage: Eukaryota; Viridiplantae; Streptophyta; Magnoliopsida; Caryophyllales; Amaranthaceae.